Portunus trituberculatus (swimming crab) is the source of this 5843-nucleotide messenger RNA. RefSeq names its product condensin complex subunit 1-like (gene Cap-D2). The record is from RefSeq and is a predicted model, not a curated record. Gene Ontology annotation, biological process: mitotic cell cycle; meiotic chromosome condensation; mitotic chromosome condensation. Gene Ontology annotation, cellular component: nucleus; condensed chromosome, centromeric region. Gene Ontology annotation, molecular function: histone binding. The transcript is spliced from 29 exons. Lineage: Eukaryota; Metazoa; Arthropoda; Malacostraca; Decapoda; Portunidae. Bases 149 to 4501 code for a protein of 1450 amino acids.
GGUCACUAUUCGAACGUCACUGAACUUGGCGGGAAAGCUACUGUUUUGUUGUGUCCGUGCUGGAUUUGUGAUUCUGAGACUUUAUUACACCUCUUCUUGUUCAUGGUGGCUAUCUGUUGGGUGUUAGUUACCGUGACAAGUGGUCAAGAUGGCAGACUUUAAAUUUGUGAUACCACUGAGUCUUCAGAUGCUAGAAGAGUCAAAUUCUAGCAGGCAGUAUGUAGUCACCAGUGUGUUUACAGCUUGGGAAAUAAAUAACAACAUAAAAGAUGUCCAGGCAAGUUUGCGGCAGGAUGGAAAUGAAUUCAUCCUCAAACAGAAAUGUUUUGACACAUUGUAUAGUAUCUUAGUAAACUUUUCUUCAGUUGAUAGAGAAGUUCAACAACAGUCAUGGAACCUUAUGGUGAAAGCAAUGGGGAAACUGGUAUCAGAAGUGGGUUGCAUUAUUGAUGGGGAUUUGACUGCCUCUUCAAAGGCUAAAUGGCUGAAUAUUGUGAAGAUGACUACAUUUAUAGCUUGCAAACUCAGUGAUGCAAUGGAAAAUAAAUACAACAAUGCAACUACAGAUAUUCUUGUACCUUGCAGGGGGAGAAAGAAGCAUGCUAAGGAUACUGAUCAGGGUCACUGGGAGGAGGACCGGAAUAAUAUGUUGGUCCAUCUCUAUACUUUGAUACAGUAUCCUCUACAGCGGUUGUGGGAACCACCAGUUGUGGAGGAUGACUUUGUGAUCUUAAUUGGUGAUAGCUGUUAUAAGAUGCUUGAGUCUCCCAACAUGGCUUUGGUACGAACCAAGGAUACACGUACGUCCCUGUUCCAGAUUAUAGGCACACUUGUCAAGAAGUUUAACCAUGGAAUGGCAUGUUCACUGAAGAUUCUACAGCUGCUGCGAACAUAUGAACAUAUGGUGUCUCCUGCAGCUCAGGGAGUCAUUCUGCUUAUCCAGACAUUUGGAGACAAAUAUGUUUUGCCUGAGAUUAUCAAAGAAAUCUCCAGAGUUUCAAGAGAUGACAUGGUAAAGGACACAUCUGGGCUUCGCAGCUUUACCCAGUUUCUUAUUGAAGUAUCAAGUAAUUGUCCCCAAAUGAUUGUGCCUUCACUGAGUCUUCUAAUCAGUUUCUUGGAUGAAGAGGUAUACUCUUUACGGAACUGUGUCCUGUCAAUAUUGGGUUCUGUGGUGCUGAAUCUGUUGAAAGGAGACAAUCUUGACACAAAGAGCAAGGAUUUAAGGGACCAGUGCUUGGAACACCUUGAGGACCACAUACAUGAUAUCCAUGCUUUCAUACGAAGUAAAGUUCUCCAAAUAUGGAAUGACCUGAUACGAGAGAAGGCUGUGCCGCUGUCUCGACAACAUGAUGUACUAAAGAUGGUGUUGGGGCGGCUGUGGGAUAAGUCAUCAGUUGUACGGAAGAAUGCUAUACAGUUAUUGACAGCUUUUGUGAACAGCAACCCUUUUGCUGCCAAGUUACCCCUAGAAGAACUUGAAUCUCAAUGUGCUUUGGAGUUGAAGAAACUGCAAGAGUUGUCUCCAGAUAUUGAUGUUGAUUCUUUGGGAAAAGAAGAGCCCAUUGCUGAUGAGAACACCUCAUCAAGGGCAGCAUGGGUUGCCAUUCUACCUAAUGUUAUCAAAACAGUUCAGGAAGUUUUAGAAGAUAGCAUGGAAUGUAAUGAAGAAGAGGACAGCAUUGAUGAAGAAAGUGAUCUCAGCAAUGCUGUAAAGGAGGUGGCUGAAGCCUUGUCCUCCAACAAGCUGUACCGAGCAGUCAAGUUGUUGCAGGAUGUAUUUGAAAAAUUCAGUGGAGCUGAAGUACUAAGCUACAAUCAAGAGGAACAUUCUUCAAAAAUAUUUGAAGCUGUUUCUGAAGAAGACCUAACAGAGAAGGAUAUUAAGUUUCUUGUGGUUCUUGAAAGAAUAUUUUUGUCAGCAAAGGAAAUGGAGAAGGCUGUAUCAGAAGAAGCAAAAGAUGAAAUGACUGAUGAGACUACUAAAAAAAAUGAAGAAUUAAAGUUGGAGAUCAAUAAACAGAAAAUGCUGGUUGUAUAUUUCAAGGAUUCUGUGAAGUUUGCUAGGCUUAUUCAACAAGGGCUGCCUAUAAUGUGUCAACUUUUAGGCAGCAAACAUGUUUCUGAUGUUAUGGAAGCCAUAUCAUUUUUUGUAACAGCAUUUGAGUUUGGUGUUCUUGAUGCCAUGACUGGUGUUAGGAAAAUGCUGAUGCUAGUGUGGAGCAAGGAACAAGAGGUGAAGGCAGCUGUGGUUGAGGCAUAUCGGCGCCUUUACAUCAACAAUGAUAAUCAUAAUGAAAGAACACAAGCACUCCAGAUAGUUGAAAAUUUGUCAUCACUUAUUAUUGGAGCAACCAUGGGAGAACGCACAUCACUUGAAGAAAUUGUCUCUCAAUUUGUCUCCUCUGGAGACAUUACUAAGCAGUGCAUAACACUGUUGUGGGAGCGCUUUACCAAGACUCUUCCAGACACCACUGAUGAGGAGGCACAUAUGGCAUUGAUUAUCCUCGCUAUGUGUGCCAAUGCUGAACAAAGCAUCAUUUUGAGCAAUUUUGAUGUUCUGACUGCUUCUGGCCUGGGUGAGCAAGGAGAGCAGGACUUUGCUCUUGUGAAAGAAACCUGCCAUGCAUUGCUGAGAGUAGCUGUUGUUAAGCCAAAGACUGAUGCACCUACAGCUCCAAAUAGACUGGAUCGUGACCAUGAGAUCUUUGUGAGGCUGAGCAAUAUUCUUGUCCAAGGUUUGACAAAUCUUAAGGAUUGUCAAUAUUCUCCUAUGGCCUUGAAAGCUGUGUCAGUUAUAUAUGCGUUGGCUGAGCACCCUGACUUGAUAUGUGAGGAAGUUAUACAGAACAUGUAUCAGAUCUUAGAAAAUUCCUGCCAAGAUAAAGGAUCAUCUCCAGACAAUGCUUCAGAAGAUAACAUCUUCAGCAUACCUGCUGGGGUGCUGACUCGGUUCUGUGUUGUGCUUGGUCACGUGGCUGUGUGCCAACUGGUCCAUCUUGACAUUUAUAUCUUCUCAGAACUGAAGAGAAGAAACAAUUUAAAAGAGGAAAUGGAAGUAGAAAAAAAAAGAAAGAAGUCAAGAAAGAACAAAAAAUCAUCACAUGCUAGUGAUGUCUCCAAGGGGUCACAAGAAACAGAUCUAGAUGAAGAAAUGGGAUUGGUUGGUGCUGUAGCUGAUGACACAGAGGCAGAAUAUAUUCGCUAUGUGUGUGAAACCGAGAUUAUCAACAGUGAUAAUCUUCUUGGGACUAUAAAGCCAAUGAUUUGGACACUGUGUACAAAUCCAGACAAGUACAAGAGUACAGAGCUUCAAGCUGCUAGUUCCUUAACACUAGCCAAGUAUAUGAUGGUGUCCUCAAAAGUAUGUGAAGAAAACCUACAGCUGUUGUUCACCAUUUUGGAGAGGUCCAAUGAAGAUGUUGUAAGGGCAAACCUGGUCAUUGCCCUUGGUGACCUCUACUUCAGGUUCCCCAAUGAACUUGAGCCUUGGACACCUCGCUUCUACGCCAGACUUCGUGACGCCUCUUCAAAAGUUCGACAGAAUACAUUGACUAUUCUAACACAUCUUGUCUUAAAUGAUAUGGUAAAAGCAAAAAGACACAUCUCUGAUAUUGCAUACUGCAUUUGUGAUGAAGAUCCUCACAUCUCAGGUCUUGCUGGUCUUUUCUUCCAUGAGCUUGCAAGAAAAGGAAAUACGCUGUAUAAUGUUUUGCCAGACAUGAUUUCUCGUCUCUCUGACCCUGAUGUUGGUGUCAAGGAAGAGUCUUUCAGAAGAAUUAUUGGGGAAGUACUUGGUCUUAUCCAGAAAGACAAGCAUUGGGAGAACUUGGUUGAGAAGCUUUGUCAUAGAUUCCAAGCGACUAUCAAUGUACGUCAGUGGAGAGACAUUGCUUACUGUCUUGCCCAGCUAGAGUUCAAUGAAAAAUGUAUUAAGAAGCUGAGUGAAAACUUUGCCUGUUAUGCAGACAAACUACAUGAACCUGACGUUUAUGACUUCUUUAUGGAAAUUAUAUCUAAUGUUCAAAAGACUGUAAAGCCUGAAGUCAAGUCAAUGGUGGAAGAACUUGAAAAGAGAAUUGUGGACAGUCACGAAAAAGGUGUAGAGGAUGAAAACAUUGCUAGGAAGGCUGGCAAUGCAAAGCUGAAAACAACAAAUAGCAAGACUGCAAAGAAAUCUGCCACAAGCAGAAGAAGAAAGAACAAGUCAAGCUCCAGUGAAUCAGAAAGUGAGAAUGAAGACAUUCGUCAACAGUUGCAUCCUGUCCACAGAAGCAAGAAAGAAAACCUACGUCGAUCAUCCAGAGUUCCACACCGUAAUACAAAAAAUGUACAGCAGUGCAGUGAUGAUUCAGAGGAAAAUGAAGAGGAGAACGAGCUGCCAAGUGAUGCCAGUGAAGAAAUGGAGGACAGUAAACCUGCACCACGUCAACCUUUAACUGUGAGCAAUUCUCAGCCUUCAAGGAGAUCAAGAAGAAAUCAUAAUCAAAAGAAAAAUUAGUUACAAAGCUGAAAAGUACAAUUUUGAUGAAUCAUGAGAAUUGAUUUUUGGACCUUUUUAAGAUUUUAUAUUUUUAUCAAUUUAUGUUCAACUUAUAUUCUUUCAAGUUUUGGUUUGACAACUAAGAUACUUUAGUCAAAAGUUCUGAUGACUGCUAUAGUCUGUUCACUUUAGUCUGAGCCGUGAAGCCGAGCCUCAUUUGAAAGGAGGUCGCUGAUUGGCUGGCCCCCUCUCUCAGUCACCUGUUGAAAGGCUGCGUCAUGAAUGCUUUGUGGUACAUGCUUUUGUUUUAUUCGUUAUAUCUCAUCUUAUACACAUAACAGACAGUUUCUGUUGGUACCAUUACACUUAACAAUAAAUGCAGAAGCUUUGAUACUAGGGGAAAAACAAUUAAUAAGCAACUAUAAAGAAGUUUUAGCGAGUUGAAGUGGAAAACUUUUCGCGACAUCUUUAUAACAUGGUUUACUUAUCAUCAUAUCUGUUAUGUGUAUAAGAUGAGAUAUAACGAAUAAAACAAAAGCAUGUACCACAAAGCAUUCAUGACGCAGCCUUUCAACACAAGGUGAGUGAGAGAAUGGGCCAGCCAAUCAGCAGCCUCCUUUCAAAUGAGGCUCAGCUUCACGGCUCAGACUUAGGUGAACAGACUAUAGUCCCUUUUUUCUCACAAAGUAAAUCCAUAUUGCAGAUUCUCUUAAUUGUGUAUGGAUAUGUACUGGUUCACAUAUGUCUUGAUGUUCAUUUAGAAUCCUGGACCAGCAAACAAAUCAUAGGGUUUGUCUUAUUACAUUGUUGCUUCUGUUCAUUUGACUUAAGAGUAAAUACAAGACCUAAGACAAAAUUACAACCUUGUUUUCUGAUAGAAGUGAAAGGCUAACAAUCCCUGGUUUAUGCCACAAGUAAUAAUGUUAAAUUUAAACCACUAAAAAAUGUGAUAAGGACACACAGCUUAGUUGUGUUGUAGGAAAUUAUAUGAUCAUGUUCUUGCAUGUUCUUAAAAGAUUAUUUAUAAAUACAAAGUGAGGAGAUUAGGAAUCCCUUCCCAUAUACUUUUAUUCCUAAGAGAGGGUGUUAUACAGAUAAUGUAUCUGGACUACCCUUAUCCCUUUUAAGGUUAAUGUUGGCCACAUGAUGCAAAUAGAUUUACAUGAAAAUAUUACAUAGAUUAUACUAGACACACUUCUCUUGGGAAGAUAUUCAAGUAAGUAAGAAUUUGAUUUAACAUGUGACAAUGUCCCUGAUUGUUACUAGGCUGGUUGGGAUUUAUACUUUUGUUUAAAUGUAAACAUUUUCUCAAGGAAAGAACAUUUACUAUCCUUGGGAAGAAUACAUAUUUAAUUGAAAA